This is a messenger RNA of Macadamia integrifolia, 2700 nucleotides long. Its product is annotated as regulator of G-protein signaling 1-like. NCBI's taxonomy places the organism in Eukaryota, Viridiplantae, Streptophyta, Magnoliopsida, Proteales, Proteaceae. The transcript is spliced from 11 exons. The coding region runs from base 972 to 2312 and encodes 446 amino acids. The record is from RefSeq and is a predicted model, not a curated record.
CUCAUCAGGCUGUUUGGACAAAACCCUUGACGGUUGAAGAGAGAGACAAGCGCGAACGACAUUUCUUUCCCAGAAGAAUUACCCCUUACCGCCAAUCUUUCUGCCUGGAACCGAAAAUCUAGCAGAACGAGAGGGUACACUGGAAUGAUUUGGAAGUAGAAACGACGAAUUCGCGGAAGAGACAUUGUUUCUUGACAUUUGCAAAGCUGUGGUGUUCCAAAUCGUUUUAGAAGAACAUAGAAUUCAUCGAAUCUCAACUUUCUGAUAAGGAGGAAAAAGAGAGAAAUCUGUGAUGCGUAUCCUGUUCUUCAAUUGACGAAACAGGAAGGCGACUUCAAUUAUCCAGAUUCAAAUUUUAUUUUCAGUUGGUUAAAGGCUUAGAAGAUUGGAAUGUUCAGCUCUGCAAACACCGUCGGAAAAGACGAGCGCAGCACAGCAAUCACCGCCGGAAAAUGACGCGACUCCCCUCCCGAUUCCUGCCUCUCUUUUCUCUUCUAGGUCUAGGGUUUGUCGAAGCAACGGUCGUUGGAAAACCUACCGAAGGAAUCAGUUAUCGGUAGAAGAAAGGGAUGGCCCAGAUUCACCGAAACAAGAUCUACGAUUGUUAUUUAGUGUGGCUCUUAUAUCUUAGGAGUGCUUGGACACUACCAUAUUUUAGCCUAGAGAGAGAAAGAUGGGAAAUCAAAAAGAAAGGGUCGGUCAAAGAUUUGGGGACGUGGGGGUUACAUUUGGAGUUGGACAGCGGAGUUUUGAAGGCACGACGAGUCAACAAAACCCAUAUUUUCUUUUUGGGUAUUCGGUGGAAACAAAUACCCUUAUUAUUAAAAAACUCAAAUAAGAAUUCAAGUGUGAUCGCUUAAACUUGAACUGAAGCAGUUCUUGGGAGCUACGAUUCUAACACUUUCCCGGACUCUGACUGUAGAAAUCAUUUUAUAUGGGCACCGUGGAAUAGCCAAUUUCUAUCCCAAGAGAUGGCCGGCUGUGCUGUUCAUGGAGGUUGUCCAAGCGAUUACAUCGCCAUUGCCAUCUCCGUUAUCGCUAUGAUCAUGCUACUUACUCGCUCAAUUUUACCCUUUCUGGUUCACAAGGUUCCUCGUACAAAGGGAAGUGGCUUCUGGCUCCUGAUGAUUCAAAUACUUGGCAGUUUCAAUUUUCUAUUGUCAAUAGUGUUAUCCUUCAAUUUCGUCACAUUUAAAAGAAGACAUUGGUGGCAGUCUUGCUAUAUUUGGGCAGUUUGGUUCCAAGAUCCAUUCGGAUUUGGUCUGCUGCUUAACUGUCGCAUAGUCCAAGCUUACCAACUCUACUACCUUUUUGUCAGGCGGCGUUUACCACCGAUCAGAUCAUGUAUCUUACUUCCUGUGAUUCUCUUGCCAUGGAUUGCUCUUUCUGCAUUUUUUCAUGCAAUGAAGCCUUUGAAUGCUCGAUGCCACAUGCGGAGUUGGUGGAUCACCCCAUUCAUAUGCCGGGACAUUUUGUAUAUCGCCAUUUUGGCGGGAAUUACAUGGGCUCUUCAUCAUAUUGAGUUCAGGUUCCAUGAAUUCAAAGACCUCCUGAAGGGAAUAUUUGUCUCUGCAGCCUGCAUCGGAAUGUGGGUCGCUGCUUUCAUUCUGAAUGAAGUCCGUGAAGAUACUCCAUGGCUUCAAAUAGCCUCCAGAUUUCUGCUACUAGUGAUAGCAAGUAUUCUAGUACUUGCUUUCUUCUCAAUGUCAAUCUCUCAACCUUUGCUAUCACAAGUGAGCUUACGGAGAAGGGAACCACAGAGGUUUGAAACAAUGGGUUGGGCUUUAGCCAUACCAGAUAGUGACCUGCAACAGAGAGGACCAACACCAGAAUUAGAUCUUAAUGAACCACUGGAGAAGCUUCUGAUGAACAGACGGUUUCGUCAAUCAUUCAUGGCUUUUGCUAAUAGUUGUUUGGCUGGGGAAAGUGUACAUUUCUAUGAUGAAGUGCAUGAGCUUGGUAAAAUACCUGUUAAUGAUUCUGUUAGAAGGGUCUACAUGGCACGACACAUUAUUGAGACGUACAUAGAUUCUGGUGUAGCAAUGGAAGUGAACAUCUCACAUCGAACCAAGAAAGAGAUUCUGGGUACUUCUGAUCUGGCUCAUCCGGAUCUCUUUAGUGGUGCAAUAAAUGAGGUGGUGCAGCUGAUGAAAAUGAACUUGGUGAAAGACUACUGGUCAUCCAUGUUCUUCAUGAAGUUCAAAGAAGAAUCUCAAACAAAAUCAGGAGACCAAGGGCUCGUGGAGCAAGUGAUUGGAUGGGACAGCUCUCCUAGGUUUAACUCUGUUCAUGAUGCUGAUGAUCCUUUUUGAUAAAGACAUCCCUCAAAAGGUUCCGGUUGCUAUUGAGACAUUCUUGGUUGAGACACUCAAACCAGAGGUGGUCGUCACCUUUAAUGGAGACAUGCUGGAUCACAUAUAUGUAUCUUAUUGUACAUUGAAGCUAAUUCUUGUCCCCCCCCCCCCCCCCCCCCCCCCCCAUCCCCUGUUUACCAAAGUGAGCAAUGCAAUGACAGAAGUACUGAGGGAAAACAAAAAUGAAGAAAAGGGGGGGGGGAAAUGAGGGGGAAGGAUGUACAUAUAUGUUUUUUUUAUAUGGAAAGAAGAGUAUACAUUAUACCGUGAUACCUCAUACAUUUGUUCAAACUCUUGUUUACUUUGUCUCAGCUAAUCUUAUGUAAACCAUUUUUUAGUUCUAAAA